UCCCCCUCCCAUUUUUUCCUCACUUACCAACUUUCUUUCUUCUCCCUAUUCUUCAUAUUUCUUUGUCAACGUACUUGGUAUUAUGUAAGCAUCCUCAUUUAUCUCUAAUCGAUCACUUUGCAUCAUAAAUAAACUUAAUUUCAUGUAUUUUAAUUUCUUCACUUUCAUCAUAAAGCAAGUAUAAUCUUCUAUGUAUUAUCAAUCACCCUUUUCCAUUUUGCUCUUCUUAUACCUCUUGUUCUUCAAGGGAGCUUUUGGUGCAACAAUCACAUUAUUAAACAAGUGUGAUUAUACAGUUUGGCCCGGUGUACUACCAAAUGCCGGUAGCCCUGAUUUAGGAUCCACCGGAUUCGAGCUCUCCUCGGGCGAGUCAAGAUCCUUUCUACCCGCCGCGGGAUGGUCGGGUCGUAUGUGGGCCCGAACCCGUUGUGGUCAAGACCCAAUCUCGGGCCAAUUUGUGUGCUUGACUGGUGAUUGUGGGUCGGGUCAAGUUGAGUGCACAGGGUCGGGGGCAACCCCGCCCGCAACCCUUGCCGAGUUCACUAUCGGACAGGGACCCACGAAUAACGAUUUUUACGAUGUAAGCCUUGUGGACGGGUUUAACAUUCCAAUGGUCAUCGAGAGCGUAGGUGGAUCCGGGUUGUGUCUUCCCACAGGUUGUGCAUCCGACUUGAACCAACAAUGCCCGAAUGAGCUGCGGGUCGGUGAAGGGGAUGCAUGUAACAGUGCGUGUGGAGCGUUCGGGACACCGGAGUAUUGUUGUAGUGGCACAUAUGCAUCACCAAAUACAUGUAGGCCUUCUGAAUACUCGAAGAUAUUUAAGUUAUUGUGCCCACGUGCAUAUACUUAUGCAUUUGAUGAUCCAACGAGUACAUAUACUUGUGUAGGAGCGGAUUAUACUAUUACGUUUUGCCCCACUUUAACAAGCCAGCAAAAAUCGUCUCAAUCGUCAAUAACUGAAUCAGAAACCGGAUCUGGAGAGAAAUCUAAAUGUCAAAAAAAAAUCAGCAUAGGAGGUGGUCAAUCUUUACCGUGUAAUGCAGGCAAAAUAAUAAACCACUUUGAUUUUGCUUGCCAAUGCAUAAUUAUUUUCCUUGUUACUUCAAUACUAUCUUCCCAAAUUUUUUGUCUAUAAACCUUUUUCUUUCCAUGCA
Messenger RNA from Spinacia oleracea (spinach), 1154 nucleotides. RefSeq names its product thaumatin-like protein 1. NCBI's taxonomy places the organism in Eukaryota, Viridiplantae, Streptophyta, Magnoliopsida, Caryophyllales, Amaranthaceae. The transcript is spliced from 2 exons. Bases 191 to 1135 code for a protein of 314 amino acids. The record is from RefSeq and is a predicted model, not a curated record.